Aegilops tauschii subsp. strangulata is the source of this 1814-nucleotide messenger RNA. Its product is annotated as protein PHOSPHATE STARVATION RESPONSE 3. The record is from RefSeq and is a predicted model, not a curated record. Gene Ontology annotation, molecular function: DNA binding; DNA-binding transcription factor activity. NCBI's taxonomy places the organism in Eukaryota, Viridiplantae, Streptophyta, Magnoliopsida, Poales, Poaceae.
AAAGGCAAGAGAAAGCAACUGCAUAUUGUUAACUAACUCCAGAGAGUUGUGAGAGGGAAGCCAAGGCAAUCAAGCGUCCAAUUAAGAUGGUGCACUGAAAAGGCAGGAUGGAGGCUUAAUUUAUAGCGGGACAGAGACACAGGGAGCUUCUGGACGAACACGGAGAGAGAGAAGACAGAGGGAUCAUCGGAGGAAGAGGAGGACUGGCGGCUGAUUUGGCACUGAAUCUCUUACCUCUUCCCGAGACCAGACUCCUCUUGGAUUUUCAGCUGUAGGGUUGGACUGGAGCAAGCUUUCCAUCUCAAUUCUCAUUUUCUAAGGCACAAUGAGCACACAGAGUGUAAUUCCUGUGAAACAUUUCAUUGCUCCUGACAUCAGGGCUCACACCUGCAAUGCUCCACAACCUUCAGUCCAUCAAAUGUUCAAUGCUAAAUCCGAUAUUUACAGUUCGGCAGAUGAUACUUCCCGAGUCUCGUAUGCUGACCUAUCAGACCCGAAUUCAUCCAGCUCUUCCACAUUCUGCACAAGCAUGUACUCAUCGUCGUCGACAAAACCCAGUGGAUUUUCUUUCCUGCCCCAUCCUUCUAAAUGUGAGCAGCAGCAGGUAUCAGCUGCAAAAUCAUCGAGCUCUUCUUUGCUGUUUGCUGCUGAUCCAAGCACUGGCGUUCAUGGUGAUCUUGAACAUCCACUUGAUCUCAAGGACUUCCUUAACCUCUCCGGCAACGCUUCUGACAGUAGCUUCCGUGGAGGAGGCAAUGCCAUGGAUUUCAGUGAGCAGCUGGAGUUUCAGUUCUUGUCUGAACAACUUGGGAUUGCCAUCACCGACAACGAGGAGAGCCCUCGGUUAGAUGACAUAUAUGGCAUACCGCCGCAAUGCUCACCUAGUCUAGUAUCCCCUUCCUCUGACCAUGAGGAUCUGCGCAGUGGGGGUUCUCCGGUUGAAGCCCAGUUGACGUCAUCACAUUCUUCAUCUGGAGCAACAUGUAGCAAAACGAGAAUGAGAUGGACACUUGAGCUCCAUGAGCGUUUUGUGGAGGCUCUGAAAAAGCUCGGAGGACCGGAAAAGGCAACUCCCAAGGGUGUGCUGAAGCUUAUGAAGGUAGAAGGCUUGACAAUCUUUCACGUAAAGAGCCAUUUGCAGAACUAUCGACAUGUGAAGUAUAUUCCGGAGAAAAAAGAAGUGAAGAGACCAUGUUCAGAAGAUAACAACGCAAAAUCAGCAUCUGGAAUUGAUUCUGGCAACAAGAAGAGUUUUCAAAUGGCGGAAACUCUACGGAUGCAAAUGGAGGUUCAGAAACAGCUCCAUGAGCAACUAGAGGUGCAAAGGGAAUUACAGCUGCGCAUAGAGGAGCAUGCAAGAUAUUUGCAGCAGAUACUAGAACAACAGAAGGCCAGAAAAUCUACGGUGCCGAAACCAGAGGAGAAAACAGAGGUCAACACCACUUCAGCUCCGCCGCUGAAGCGUAAAAUUUCAGACACCGAAUAGAACACAACUCGCAGAUGGAUAGCAGAAGGCCAGAGCUACAACUUGAUCUUGAAAGUGAACCAUGAUGAACGAUAAUGGUGCAUGCUUUAACCCUCUUGCCAUGUAGAGUUCUAGUGCUUGCAAUUGCAUAUAUCAUGUUUUUCUUGAAUAUACCUUAUGACAAGGUCCAUCCAUUAAUGCUGAAAUAGGUUCUAGCUAAGCCAUUGUAUAUAAUUAGUUCUGCUGCUUGUUUCCAUGAAAAAACAAGAUAUUCUCAUAUGUAAUUAAACUAGCGUUGUAUUUCAAACAUAAAUGUCGCAUUGCUCCCUGUUCAUGCUCAUGAGCAUCU